Eublepharis macularius is the source of this 3943-nucleotide messenger RNA. It is a transcript of the gene PPP1R21, whose product is annotated as protein phosphatase 1 regulatory subunit 21. The record is from RefSeq and is a predicted model, not a curated record. The transcript has 22 exons. Gene Ontology annotation, cellular component: membrane; early endosome. Bases 135 to 2492 code for a protein of 785 amino acids. NCBI's taxonomy places the organism in Eukaryota, Metazoa, Chordata, Lepidosauria, Squamata, Eublepharidae.
CCUGGUUCCUACGGCCAGAGUGAGGCUGCGCGGCCACGCCAGCUCCGCCCAAACCCGGAAGUGCGUUUUUGCUGUGGGUUGAGCCGCGGUGCGGCCGCUCUCCAGAUAGCGGGCUUUAUACGCUGUGGGCUACCAUGGCGGCAACCGCCGAGCUGCAGGGGAAAUACCAGAAGCUGGCGCAGGAGUAUUCCAAGCUUCGAGCUCAGAACCAGGUAUUAAAAAAGGGUGUUGUGGAUGAACAAGCAAACUCAACAUCCCUGAAGGAACAGCUGAAGAUGAAGGACCAAUCACUCAGAAAACUGCAACAGGAAAUGGACAGUUUGGCCUUUAGAAAUCAACAGUUGGCCAAGAGGGUAGAGUUGCUUCAAGAUGAACUUGCAUUAAGUGAAUUGAAAGGCAAGAAGAACAAGAAAAGUGGUGAAGCUUCAUCUCAGCUGAGUCAAGAACAGAAGAACGUAUUUGAUGAAGACCUUCAAAAGAAGAUAGAAGAGAAUGAACGACUGCAUAUUCAGUUCUUUGAGGCUGAUGAGAAGCACAAGCGUUUGGAGUCAGAACUGCGGAGCAGACUGGAGGUCUUGGAGAUGGAGACUGCACAACACCAGGCUGUAGUGGAUGGCCUGACGCGGAAGUACAUGGAAACAAUAGAAAAACUGCAGAAUGACAAAGCCAAAUUAGAAAUCAAAUCUCAAACUCUAGAGAGGGAAGCCAAGGAUUGCAGGGUUCGAACAGAAGAAUGCCAGCAGCAGCUAAAGAAUCUCCAUUCUGACUUGGGUAGCAAGUUGGAUGAAUCUCUACACAUCAUCCGUGAAAAAGUACCUUUCAAUGACACAAGAUCUAGCCAGUUCAAUGCUCUGAAUGUGCCAUUACACAACAGACGACGCCAGUUGAAGCUUCGUGACCUUGUUGGCCAGGCGCUGGCCUUUAUUCAAGAUCUGGUCAUGGCACUUUUGAAUUUCCACACCUACACAGAGCAGCGAGUCCAGAUAUUUCCAGUUGAUUCUGCCACAGACACUAUAUCACCGUUAAACCAGAAGUUCUCGCAGUAUCUCCAUGAAAAUGCAUCCUAUGUUCGCCCUCUGGAGGAAGGCAUGCUGCACUUCUUUGAGAGCAUCACAGAGGACACUGUCACAGUGCUGGAAACCACUGCGAAAUUGAAAUCCUUUUCUGACUACCUAAAGGCUUACGUCCACUUUCUCAGGAAGAUUCUUCCUUACCAAUUGAAAAGUUUGGAAGAAGAGUGUGAAUCUUCUCUUUGCACAGCUGCGUUAAGAGCCAGGAACAUGGAGCUCCAACACGACAUGAAGAGGCUGACGGCUGUCUUUGAGAAGCUGCACACGUAUGUUAGUCUUCUUGCCUUACCAAGCAUGAAGCCAGACAGGCUGCUUCGGACAAACUUCAGCUCAAUUUUCACACACAUUGCUUCAGCUCUUCAUGGAUUUCAUGAUAUCAUGAAAGAUAUUUCCAAGCAUUAUAGUCAAAAAGCUGCCUUGGAGCAUGAGCUCCCAACAUCCACGCAGAAGCUUAUAACCACCAACGACUGCAUCUUAUCAUCUGUGGUGGCAUUAACAAAUGGAGCAGGCAAGGUUGCUUCAUUUUUUAGCAACAAUUUAGACUGCUUCACUGCCUCACUGAGCUAUGGGCCUAAGGGGGGAAUGGAGUUUAUCAACCCCCUCUCAGCCGAAUGCAUGCUUCAGUACAAGAAGAAAGCAGCUGCCUACAUGAAAUUGCUGAAGAAGCCGUGCUGCGAUUCUGUGCCUUAUGAAGAGGCCUUGGCCAACCGCAGAAUUCUUCUGAGUUCCACUGAGAGCAGAGAAGGCCUCGCACAGCAGGUACAGCAAAGUUUGGAAAAGAUCGCAAAACUGGAACAGGAGAAAGAACACUGGAUGCUGGAGGCCCAGCUGGCCAAAAUCAGGUUGGAGAAAGAGAAUAUAAAGGUGGCUGAGAAACUCAAGAACUCUGGUGGUGGCCAGUUGAUUGAGGCAAGCCAGGAAAGCUCCCUCUUGCUUAAUGCAGCUGAACAGGAGAAGGAGAAUGGAACAGAGAAAGUUCUGAGCGAACCCAUUAAAAUCACAAGUUUGGUUGGAAUGCUAACAAUGACCGCCUGCAAUGAAAAGCAGGUUCCAGAAGCUGAUACCCGGGAAGAUUUAAUAAAGAACCACUAUAUGACCAGGAUAGUGGAGCUUACAUCUCAGUUGCAGCUAGCUGACAGCAAGUCAGUGCAUUUCCAUGCAGAGUGCCGAGCACUUGCAAAGCGACUUUCUCUGGCUGAGAAAUCUAAAGAAUCGUCAACAGAAGAGAUGAGGCUGGCUAGACAGAGCAUCACCAGAUUACAGGAUGAGUUGACGACAACCAAGAGAAGCUAUGAAGAUCAGUUAAGUAUGAUGAGCGACCACCUCUGCAGCAUGAACGAAACUUUAUCCAAACAACGGGAAGAAAUAGAUACACUAAAGCUAGCAAGUAAGGGAAAUUCCAAGAAGAAUAAGAGUCGAUAGUAUCAGUCAGCUGGCUGUUUGUUGGAUCUUGCUGCUGCAUGGCAACACAGGUGCUGGAAGUGUUCAGUUGGCAGAUGCCUUUUGACUGGAUGUGGCUGUAGUGGUGGACUUAGACACUUGUAAUUUGGUGUUGUGUAUGGAUUUGAGACCACACCCAAUCUGGUAGUCAGUGUAAAGCAAACCAAACUUGGUAUGGUCCGCAAAGUAGGUGGGAAAUAUGCACUCCAUGGGUAACUUACAUAGGAAUUAACCAAAACUUUUUACCAUAGUUUGUAACUAAUUUUAAUUUCUGUGUACAAACUUCCAAGUUUUUGUAUCUUUGAGUGGAUAUUUAAACAUCUGGCAUCACCAUGGUAAUGGUCAUUUUCUGCCUGUGAGGUCUCCAUUCCAGCCCAUUCAUUCCUUUCUGUAAGUGUAAAGAAAAAGUCAGAGCUAUAAGUAUUAUCAGCCAUGUGAGCUGUGCAGUUAUUGUAAAGUGUACUACUGAUAUUCUUCUCUUAUAGACUAGCUUCAAAUAUUGCCUGAGAAAGGCAGUUCAUGCAGCUGUGACUGAUGCAAAAUACACCUUAACUGUAAUGAACAAAUAAAAAGUGUACAGUUGUUGUAGUCCCUUCAAAUCAAGCAUAGAAAGUUGGCCAAAGAAGGAAUUUGUAUAAAAUCAUGGUGAAGAGAGAUUUUAUCAGGGUUUUGUUGUUGUUGCAAGUCAUCCAUACCUGUUGAUAGAGAAGUGGAUGGCAAGAUGUCAACUAGAAAAAAAAGGCUGAACAUUCUUGUAGGAAGAUCUUCUAUGUCACAAAAGUUGGGAUGGUACUCACAAUGGAUCCUUAGUGUCUAUUUCAAAUGAAGGCUGCGUAGUGAAGCAGGCUAACAAAGUACCAAAUUAAACAAAGCUGUGCACAUGUUUAAUUAAAUCUUUGAUGGGCCCAGAAAAUUACUUCUAUGCUGUGGAGCUGGGCUUCAGAGAGUAUCGUGCUCACCUGCCAUGGCAAUGUAUGAGUUAUUUGCCUGAUUGCCUUGAUCCUUCUUCCUCUCCUUUUUGGCAGUAGAGAUUGUGCAUAGGGACGUAUGCACACUUCGAACAUCCAGCCAGGCUUUAUCUCCACAUGGAUUAUGUAUAUGUUUACUCCUCGAACUCUGAGACAUGCCCUGCUGCCUGUAGCUUGUUUUGGACUGUUGGAUGCCUGAACUGGCCCCAGGGCCUUUUGGAAUUGUCCCACUGACAUCCUGAUGUUCUAAGAAUUAUUCCCAUUCACACUUUCUGUAGGAAUGUUGUCUGCACUAAUCUAAGGUCUUCUCAACACAUUUCUGGAAGGUUUUCCACCACUGAUUUGUAAGAUGUUCCUUCACUGAAUUACUUCUGUUGCCCCCAUAACAGAUAGUCCUGUGUUCAAGGAUUUAUUCCAUUGUAUCAACCAUGUCAAUGUGUAUUAUGAAUAUAGAAUAAAUAUACU